GAUUCCGGUUCAGCUCGUCAGCUGUUCGUAGAUCUUCGCACACAGUUCGGCAUGUUCCGCCUACACAUCGGAUCCUGUCGAUCGUGAGCUAGAGCUGUAUUUCGUCCCCCUCGUUCUCUCUGUGUUGUUGUCCUCGGUGACGCGACGGAGGUGUAGCCUGACGCGGUCUCUUACGUGUCGGACUAAAUAAAAGUGGAGCUCCGGAGGCCUGGGAGUGACGAGGCGAGUCUGUGUCGGGUAAGAAGAGACGCAUUCGUGAGGGAAAGAGAUUAUGCACUUGGCGCUUUAGUGAACAUGUCGCAUUGCUCGAUGCGUCUGUAACAAAGAGAUCAUGGCGGCGGUGGGCAUGUUUCUCAACAGCUCAGACUUGCUUGGAGACAAUGAGUCAGUCAGGCAGUCGAAGGAGGAAAGCGCGACAGUUCUACAAAGUACAUGUGUUUAAGGAAAGGAUAAGAUAUGUGCAAUCUAAAUGACCAUGGAGGCAGGAGCAGAUGUCCAGCAGGGCGGCAACACAGCAGUCUCAGAGACAGACACUCAGCAGAUUGCCACCUUGGCGCAGGUUUCCAUUGCUGCAGCACAGGCAUCAGCCACUGCACCCACAGUGACCUUAGUUCAGCUGCCCAAUGGGCAAACGGUGCAAGUUCACGGAGUCAUCCAGGCAGCCCAGCCCUCUGUCAUCCAAUCCCCACAGGUGCAAACUGUACAAAUUUCUACCAUUGCUGAGAGUGAUGAUUCACAGGAGUCAGUGGACAGUGUGACGGAUUCCCAGAAAAGAAGAGAGAUCCUGUCUAGACGGCCCUCAUACAGAAAGAUCCUGAACGACCUUUCAUCCGAUGCUCCAGCAGUCCCACGGAUAGAAGAAGAGAGAUCAGAGGAGGAUUCCACACCAGCCAUUACAACUGUCACUGUGCCAACACCUAUCUACCAGACAAGUAGUGGACAGUACAUUGCUAUCACUCAGGGUGGGGCGAUCCAGUUAGCCAGUAAUGGAACCGAUGGAGUUCAAGGGCUACAAACCCUGACCAUGACAAACGCGGCAGGCGCUCAGCCCGGCACCACCAUCCUGCAAUAUGCACAGACCAGCGACGGCCAGCAGAUACUGGUGCCUAGCAAUCAAGUGGUUGUACAAGCGGCCUCAGGAGAUGUUCAGGCGUAUCAGAUCCGCACUGCAGCUUCAGGGGUGGUCAUGGCCUCCUCUCCUGCACUGCCCAGCCAGGGAGGAGCUGAGGAGGUCACACGCAAGCGGGUGGUUCGGCUAAUGAAGAACAGAGAGGCAGCACGGGAGUGCCGCAGGAAAAAAAAAGAGUAUGUUAAAUGUCUGGAAAACAGAGUGGCCGUGCUGGAGAAUCAGAACAAAACGCUCAUCGAGGAGCUCAAAGCUCUAAAGGACCUUUACUGUCACAAAUCUGAAUAACGGCCCUCACACAUAUGUGCUGAACGGAUCUUUUCUGGUGCCUCAAGAGACAGAGACUCUGAACAAACCACAGGCACCUGCACAGCAUCUCUGUCUCUCUUCAUUUCGAUUUCCUUUUUUAAAAAAUAUAAUCUUCUGUAAAAAUCCAGUUAUCAGGAAUACAUUGUAAGUUUGUAUGUGCAAACUUUUUUAUUUCCUUUUUUGUCUUCAGAAGAAAGAGAGUCAGUUUCUCUAAGAUAAGAAAAUUAAAUGCAGGGUACAGUUCAGCUAUCAAACACGUUGCCCUACUUAAGGAGCGAUGCGAACCGUAAAGAGCACCUUUCAGUUGCAACCGUGACAGGGAAUGAAUGUUUGUGUGGGUUUAUCAUGGAAACAGCCCAGGGUGCUGCUUCUGAGACUUGCUCCUGUCACUCUUUUGAAAGACUUUCCCACACUGCACCAGUCGUAGCUGGCGCUGCCUCCGAGCAUGAUUAAAGAGGGAUGGAGUUUCUCACUUUUGCAGCAUGGGUCUUUAAUGAUUGAGAUUAAAUCAGCUGUGCCCUCUCAUGUUGUUUUACUGCUUCUGUUACUAAUACAUAUACUCUUAUUUUUGUUCUUAAACACACACACACACACACACAUUAAGAGCUUUAAGGAAAAAAACUCAAGUCACAUUUGUU
This is a messenger RNA of Carassius carassius (crucian carp), 2073 nucleotides long. RefSeq names its product cyclic AMP-responsive element-binding protein 1-like. Gene Ontology annotation, molecular function: protein binding; DNA-binding transcription factor activity, RNA polymerase II-specific; cAMP response element binding. Gene Ontology annotation, cellular component: nucleus; ATF4-CREB1 transcription factor complex. Gene Ontology annotation, biological process: regulation of transcription by RNA polymerase II. Lineage: Eukaryota; Metazoa; Chordata; Actinopteri; Cypriniformes; Cyprinidae. The coding region runs from base 470 to 1414 and encodes 314 amino acids. The transcript is spliced from 8 exons. The record is from RefSeq and is a predicted model, not a curated record.